Molecule: messenger RNA, 1776 nt
Organism: Trypanosoma rangeli
Lineage: Eukaryota; Euglenozoa; Kinetoplastea; Trypanosomatida; Trypanosomatidae
Product: putative ATP-binding protein
Exons: 1
Coding region: 1-1776 (591 amino acids)
Biological process (GO): protein histidyl modification to diphthamide
Molecular function (GO): diphthine-ammonia ligase activity
Source: RefSeq, a predicted model, not a curated record
AUGAAAACCAUUGCCCUCAUAUCCGGUGGCAAAGACAGCCUCAUCUCCGUGCUGUUGGCAAUGCGGUAUGGACAUACACCUGUCGUGGUGGCAAACAUCUGUCCUACAUGUAGAGAUGGACCUGAACAUGUGCAAGAGAUUGACUCUUACUCCUUUCAAACGGUGGGUCACGAGGCUGUAGAGUCUAUAGCCGGCUGUAUGGGACUACCUCUUCGCCGUGCGUACAUUCGCGCUGGUCAGUCAAAGGUGCAGGGGCUUUACUACACGAAGCAACGCGACGACGAGGAUGAGAUUGAAACGCUGUAUCGUCUGCUGCGCGCCGUUAAGGAGGAAUUUCCAGAGGUGGAAGGUGUCACCACGGGCGCUAUUUUGUCCCACUAUCAACGUUAUCGUGUGGAGGAUGUAUGUGACCGUCUAGGACUUCACUCGCUUGCGUUUCUUUGGCAGCGUCCUGCGGAGGAGGUUCUCGACAUAGCUGCCGCAUUACAGGUGCACGCGAUUCUUGUAAAGACAGCGUCUAUUGGACUCGACCCUAGAAUCCAUGUUGGUUUGUCAUUGGAGGAAGUGCGUCCUGCACUGGAGAAGGCGCAACGAUUGUACGGGACACACAGUGCGGGUGAGGGAGGCGAAUUUGAGACUAUUGUCUUGGACUGCCCCCUCUUCAGCGAGCAGUGCCUGGAGGUUGUGUCGCUUGAACGGGUUAUUGUGGAUGACAACGACUACUCUCCCUCUGGUUAUGCGCGCCUCAAGGUGAGGCGGCGGCGAAAGACAGCGGCAGAAAUGGCCUCGUGUAGAGAGCUGCUGCUGCGGCUUCCGACCCUGAUCUUUCCUUCGGACAGAAUGCUUCAUUUGCCACAUGUUGAUCAGUUUCUUAAAGAGUGCGCAGAAACGCUUGAAUGGAAAACACGCCCAAUGCCAUUCAGCACUGAUACAGAGUUUUGGGGCCGCAGCUGCUGCGACAUCUACGAGAGUGAAGUUUGUCAAACCGAGGACGAAGUAGAGACUUGCGUCAUGCAUGUCUUUCAACAAAUCGUCGAGGACAUGUUGGAAAAAAGUCGUGAAGUAUUCUUUAUGUUGGUGUUUGCUCCGUCGUUGCAGUCCUUUGAGGCUUUCUGUGAGGCGUUUGCUCGUUGCUUUCCCCAGCUUCAACUGCCUGGUUGUGCGUUUGUUGCGGCGUCGGACCGAAGGGGCUUUCAUCUGGAGGUGCUUUCUUAUUCUCGAGAGAGCAUUCAACGGGCGACACUGCAAGUACGAAGCAGUAGUUGCUGCGGACCCGUGUCUGUGGGCCCACAAUCUUUUGCUAACCGUGUUAAUCUCAACGCCGAACGCCGCGUGAUUGUGAGUGGCUGCAUUGGCUUGGUGCCUGUGGCACAACGUUUGGCGGUGACUGAGGACAUGCCGGAGUUGUUGAAUGUGUCGUUUUUACGCCUCUCACAGAUUAUUGGGUUAGAGGAGGGUGCGGUGAGAGCAUUUAUCGUCCAGUUUGCUUUUACGUACGCGAAUAGUGUGAUUGGGCUCACGCACUUUGGUGGUGGGGCCACAUUCGCCACGCAUGCAACUUUUUUCCUGAGAGACAUGCGAUUCGCACCGUUGGUGCCUUCCUUGUGGAGGUGGUGCACCGAUGACGAGACGAAGCUUUUGCCUUGGGGGGACUCGUGCGUGUGUGGUGAAGCGGGUGGUGUGUUGUGCCGCAUCUUUCACGCGACGCAGCUCCCAUUCUAUGCGGUGGUGGAACUUGUGCUGGAACGGCGCGAUUCUCUUUUAGAAGAGGAAUGA